Messenger RNA from Dovyalis caffra, 585 nucleotides. The record is from the annotation of a GenBank genome assembly. NCBI's taxonomy places the organism in Eukaryota, Viridiplantae, Streptophyta, Magnoliopsida, Malpighiales, Salicaceae.
AUGCCUGAGCAGAACCAGAAUAUAGGUUCCUACGAUGCUCCAUCUCUUGAUGCACGUCAAGAUAUUCUGGUCACGGAGGUGCCCAAAAUCGGCGAGGAAGCAGCAUUAAAGGUUAUUACAGAGUGGGGGCAACCUAAAUCCAAAAUCAAACACCUCAUAUUCUCUUCAGUAGCUGGUGUAGAUAUGCCUGGACCAGAUUUUCAACUUGCUAGGCUCCUUGGCCUUGAGACAUCCAUUAAAAGAGUUACGUUGUAUCACCAGGGCUGCUACAUUGACGGGGCAGCCAUUCGCAUUGCCAAGGAUUUUGCCGAAAGCACGUUGGCGCUCGCUUUCCUGGUUGUCUGUUCUAAUAUCACCAUUGGCAAAGCAAUUAUGGGUGCAUCUGCUUUAAUCAUUGGUGCUGAUCCUCAUACGUCUGUUGAACGACCAUUGUUCCAAAUAUACAAAAUAAGGGGAAAGUCUGUUGAGAAAAGAAAGACCAGUGCUGGUGAAGGCGUGUAUUGGGGUGUGUUGGUUGGAUUAGGCGCAGGCCUCACUGUGGACACAGUGGUGAUGCAAAGCGUUUCUAUGGUUAAUGCCAAAUAA